GGCUCAGAGUGAAAACGCCAGAUUCAACUCUUCUACAUCUGGACUGAAGACCAUUUAGCAGAAGCCAUUACUGAGCUCAGAACAGACGGAGACAGAAUGGCGUCUGGAUCUCCUUCUCUCCUGGAAGAGGACCUCUCCUGUCCUGUGUGCACUGAAAUCUUCAGGGAUCCUGUUGUCCUGAGUUGCAGUCACAGCUUCUGUAAGGUCUGUCUGCAGCAGUACUGGGAUCAGAAGGGAUCUCUGGAGUGCCCAGUUUGCAGGAGAAGAUCUUCGAAGGAAAAUCCUCACAUUAACCUGUCUCUGAGGAAUAUCUGUGAGACGUUCUUAAAGGAGAGAAGUCAGAGAGCUAAAGCAGGAUCUGAAGUGUUCUGCAGUCUGCACAGUGAGAAACUCAAAGUCUUCUGUUUGGAGGAUCAAAUACCCAUCUGUGUUAUCUGUCAAACUUCAAAAAAACAUGAAAACCACAAAGUGCGACCAGUUCAGGAGGCUGCCGAAGAGUAUAAGGAGAAACUCAGGACUGCACUGGCUCCACUGCAGGAGAAGCUAGAAGCCUUUAAUGCAGUGAAGCUGAUCUGUGAUCAAACAGCAGAGCACAUCAAGAGCCAGGCCCAGCACACAGAGAGACAGAUAAAGAUGGAGUUUGAGAAACUUCAGCAGUUCCUAAAAGAUGAAGAGGCAGCCAGGAUCACUGCACUGAGGGAGGAAGAGGAGCAGAAGAGUCAGAAGAUGAAGGAGAAGAUUGAGAAGAUGACAGAAGAGAUAUCAUCCCUUUCAGAACAGAUCAGAGCCUUAGAACAGGAGCUGGGAGCUGAAGACGUCUCAUUCCUGGAGAGGUACAAGGACACACAAAACAGAGCCCAGUGCACCCUGGGGGAUCCAGAGGUCUCAGGAGCACUGAUUGAUGUGGCCAAGCACCUGGGCAAUCUGAAGUACAGAGUGUGGGAGAAGAUGCUGGGGACUGUUCAAUACACUCCUGUGACUCUGGACCCAAACACAGCACAUCCCAAACGCUCACUGUCUGAGGAUCUGACCAGUGUGAGAUGCAGUGAUGAGAGACAGCAGGUUCCUGAUAAUCCAGAGAGAUUUGAUAAGUGGUGUUGUGUGCUGGGCUCUGAGGGAUUCAGCUCAGGGAGACACUGCUGGGAUGUAGAAGUGGGGGGUGAGAUCUGGUGGGUGGGUGUGGUUAAAGAGUCCAUCAGCAGGAAAGGGGGUGGGUAUGUGAGCCCAGCAGGAGGAGUGUGGAGUAUAGAGCUGUGCGAUGGGAAAUACAGUGCCCUGACCUCCCCACUCACACUCCUCACUGUGCAGAGGGACCUCCAGAGGGUCAGAGUGCAGCUGGACUGGGACAGGGGGGAGGUGUCAUUCUCUGACCCCAGUGACAACACUCCUCUCUACACUUUUAAACACUCCUUCACUGAGAGACUGUUUCCAGUCUUUGUGGGGACUGUGCGGAUCUGCUCACUGAAGGUGUCUGUAAGUGCAAAAUAGCACUGUGGGAUUGUUUGUAAACAUCAGUUGAAGUCAAAGGACUGUAUUUGAUCAACUCAGAGCAGAUUAACUCCAAAUUUUAUAAACAAAAACACAUUAUUACAAAAUAUUAUCUAUUAUUUUAAAUGUAAAUACAAACAUUGUAUUGUGCUUGAUGAGAAAUGUGUAAUCUCUCUGAUAUAACUUCAGAAUGUUAUUACUGAGUAAUUCCUGUG
Messenger RNA from Conger conger (European conger), 1703 nucleotides. Its product is annotated as E3 ubiquitin-protein ligase TRIM35-like. The record is from RefSeq and is a predicted model, not a curated record. Lineage: Eukaryota; Metazoa; Chordata; Actinopteri; Anguilliformes; Congridae. The transcript has 7 exons. Bases 97 to 1488 code for a protein of 463 amino acids. Gene Ontology annotation, molecular function: protein binding; zinc ion binding.